Messenger RNA from Odontomachus brunneus, 1913 nucleotides. Its product is annotated as ribosome biogenesis protein WDR12 homolog. Gene Ontology annotation, molecular function: protein binding. Gene Ontology annotation, cellular component: preribosome, large subunit precursor. The record is from RefSeq and is a predicted model, not a curated record. Gene Ontology annotation, biological process: ribosome biogenesis. The transcript is spliced from 9 exons. NCBI's taxonomy places the organism in Eukaryota, Metazoa, Arthropoda, Insecta, Hymenoptera, Formicidae. Bases 303 to 1574 code for a protein of 423 amino acids.
AGAAAUCUCAUUAUCGGGUAAAAUCUCAUUAGUAUCGGGUAACUUUAGAUCUCUGUUGAUUGGUUAAUUUCCGCGUGUAAGCAAUUUAUAAAAUUCUGUAUUGAACUCUAAACUGAAAGAAAGUUUAUAUUUUUUUCAAGAUGAAUCUUGAAAUUCUGAUUUGAGAAAGAUUUCUACAUCAUAUGAACAGCUGUGAAUUUUUAUUAUACUAUAGUUAUGACAUGUCGCGAUCGUGCGUAUAUCAGCAACGAGUAAGUACGAUGACAGACGUAGAAAUUGUGCAUAAAUAAAUCAAUUUUACGAUGGCGAAUGUGAAUAGUCAAAUACAAAUUCGUCUCAUCACUAAGCAGCAACGAUAUGCCGUGCCUGAUUAUCCCAUAUUCGUGAACGCGUCAAUAGACGUUAGUGAAUUGAACACUAUUGUUAACAAAUUUCUGAAGGAGUCGAAGAAUAUCCAGAAUGCAGUGAACUUUGAUUUCUUGAUAUCUUCUCAGCUUCUGCACACCUCUCUGAGGGAGUACAUCGCAGAAACACAAGUUUCCACUGAAGAAGUAAUAGAUGUGGAAUAUUUGAAAAAGUAUGUCUCACCAGAACCUCAGGAUUGCCUGAUACAUGAUGACUGGGUGUCAACUGUUGCUGUUUGUGAUAAAUGGAUUUUAACUGGCUGUUAUGACAAUACUUUGCACAUUUGGACAUCAACUGGUAAGCAUCGUCUUGUGAUUCCUGGACAUGCAUCCCCUAUCAAAGCAGUGGCAUGGAUAUCUGUUAAUGAUGAUAAUGUUUCCUUUGUCAGUGCAUCGCAAGACCAAACAGCUAUAACAUGGAAAUGGGAUAUAGCGAAAAAUUCAGUGGAACGAUUGCACAUUUACAAAGGACAUGAAAAGAGUGUGGAGACAGUUAGUGUGAACCAUGAUACUAUGUUAAUGGCUACUGGUAGCUCAGAUACAACACUUAAAAUCUGGUUGACAUCUAUUCAAGAUGAACUGGAAGAUGGGGAGUCCAUGCCAAAAAGAGCAAAAAUGGAGCAUGGUAAAACACAGGUUUCGAUGUGUACGAUGAAAGGACACAAAGAUGCAAUUAGCGGAGUUAAGUGGUGCGACAAAACUGAAAUCGUCACAUCAUCUUGGGACCACACUGUGAAAAUGUGGGAUUCUGAAUUGGGCAGCAUUAAGCGUGAGUUUGUCGGCGAGAAAAGCUAUUUUGACGUGGACUAUUCCUCGUUAGCGCACGCUCUGAUAACUGCGUCCGCGGAUAGACAUGUGAGACUAUACGAUCCAAGAUCUUCAGAAAAUGCAGUUAUGAAAACCAUGUACACUUCUCAUACACAAUGGGUACAAUGCGUGCGCUGGUCGACUGUGAUUGAAUACCUCUUUAUCUCGGGAGCCUAUGAUGACAUUGUCAAGCUUUGGGAUACCAGAAGUCCCAAGACGCCGUUGUUCGAUCUCACAGGACACGAAGAUAAAGUUCUGUGUUGUGACUGGUUGAACUCUAAACUGAUAGCAUCUGGUGGUGCGGACAACACAUUGAGAAUAUUUAUGUCCGACAUCGACCAACAGUUUACAAACACGAUAUGAAAUUGUUUCGUAGCAGGAAAGUGAAAUCUUUGAAAUCUUGCGUCAAUAAUAAACUUAUAUUUAUCCCAAAUUUUCGUUUUCAAAACUUUUAAGCAAAAUUUCCGAUCGUAUCAAUUAAAAAUGUUUUAAAUAUUAUUCGAAACCAACAGUUAUCGAAAAAUCUUAAAUAGCUCAACAAUCUCGGAUGUUACAAAUCGAUAAUGUAUAGUAAAACUAUAUUAAUACACGUAAAAACUAUAUUAAUAAAAUUGUCAUUAAUACCUGAAUGUUACAGUACUACCUUGAAUGCAUAACUUCGUAUAUUAAAAACUUUUAAGACAAUAAAAUUUUUUACAUUAA